AUGUCAGAUGAUGAAGCAGAUCCUGAAUUGAUCGCUCUUCUAAGAAAGUCCCUAGGACUAGACAGUGAACCGGCGACGGGGAGACCAGCGGAGACCAAAGUGCUGGAGAACGCACAAUACAUCUUUGACAACUCCAUUGAUGUUGCGCUAGACCCAUCAAAGACCAAACAGGCGGCAGAGACGAUAUGGCGUCUGAUGCAAGAGAAGGAAUAUUCGACACAGACAUGGUCGGAUCACGAGCUGCACCCCCAGAGCAAGGAUGAGAGCACGGUGAACUUCAUCUUCACCAUGGACCUGUUGAACUUCAGCUUCUGGUCUGACGAGCCAGACGAAUCCAAGCGUUUCGUGAUUGAGUACCAUGGAAAGACAUACAGCGGUUACUGGAGCUUGGUGGCCGCGUUACAGAGAGCCCUGGAGGAGGAUAUCCCCAUCACUACCCCUUCCUUCUGGCUGGAUGAGGAGCAAUGCUCCGAGUCAGUUUUGAAGCAUGUUUUUCGAUCUGCGACGGAGGAGGAGAUGCCAUUAUUACGGGAACGCAUGCAGUGCCUUCGUGAAGCGGGCCAGGUGCUUUGCGAUGUUUACGAUGGAAGCUUCGUCAACUGCAUCUACGAAGCCAACAAUUCCGCCGGAGUGCUGGUCAACCUUUUAGCAGAGGAAUUUGCGUGCUUUCGCGAUGAGUCCAUUUUCCACGGACGUAAAGUGCGAUUUUACAAGCGCGCUCAGAUCCUUGUAGCGGAUCUUUGGGCUUGUUUCAACGGACAGAGUUUUGGGGAAUUCCACGAUAUCGACAAGGUGACCAUGUUUGCUGACUACCGCAUCCCACAAAUGCUCCAUCAGCUGGGGUGUCUCAUGUACUCUCCACCACUCGAUAGCCACAUCCGAUCCCUUAAAACUAUCCCCAGCGGUUCCACCUGGGAGGCUGAGAUGCGUGGCACCAGUAUCUGGUGCGUCGAGCUGAUCCGACGGGAAAUCGAACGCCGACACCCAGAGGUGAAAGCGAGGCGGAUAUCCACCUCCAUCCCCAACCGUGCAGAGACCAAUAUCACCAAUGGGUUAGAUGAGAGCAUUCAACAGAAAGGAGAUCAAAGCCAGCAGCACUCAAGGCAAAAUUCUCGAGACAGCGCGACAAAACAGGCUCCUUUGUUUGGCGUCAAUGCGAUCCUGAUUGAUUUCUUUCUCUACGACACGAUGAAGAAGCUGGAACUGGAAAAGCAAGAAAGUGUUCCUCACCACAGAACUAGAAGCAUUUGGUAUUAA
Messenger RNA from Penicilliopsis zonata CBS 506.65, 1257 nucleotides. RefSeq lists its product as hypothetical. Lineage: Eukaryota; Fungi; Ascomycota; Eurotiomycetes; Eurotiales; Aspergillaceae. Bases 1 to 1257 code for a protein of 418 amino acids. The transcript is spliced from 2 exons. The record is from RefSeq and is a predicted model, not a curated record.